Messenger RNA from Oppiella nova, 363 nucleotides. The record is from the annotation of a GenBank genome assembly. Lineage: Eukaryota; Metazoa; Arthropoda; Arachnida; Sarcoptiformes; Oppiidae.
CGGCUACUGUCCGGAAAGGACGCCAUUCCCGAGCGUGAAGUGUUGGACUAUAUUAAGGCGAACCCGACGUACGAAGUGUUUAGACCCGCGUCGCUGAAGGAUAAGAAACGGGAGGACUCGCCGGCCGCUAAGAACGCCUUUCCGUCGCCGCAAAAGAGUCCGACCAAAAGGGAGGACAGGAAUAGGACACCCAUUAGUCGUAGCAAUAGUAGGAGUGGCGGAGACUUCGAGGGCAUGGACCCCAUCCGAGCCAACGUCCGCACGACACUCAAGGAUACACUCAUUAACAGAUGCAAAGAAGCCAAUGAAACACAUGUCAACUCGAAUGAGAUCCAGAAGACGGCUAAUCGUAUCGAAGAGGAG